Molecule: messenger RNA, 350 nt
Organism: Staurois parvus
Lineage: Eukaryota; Metazoa; Chordata; Amphibia; Anura; Ranidae
Source: the annotation of a GenBank genome assembly
AAAUAAAUGUAUGAGAGUUGUAUUACCUGCUAAAGUAUAUGUAUUUCUUUCUAUGCAGUACUGAUAUGUACACAGCUGUCCUUUCACUGACCUGGUAUUGGAGGGGCCCUGAUCUUUCUCUGCUGCAGUUUCACUUUCACUUACAGGGGUGGACUGACAACGCAUGGGGCCCCCGGGCAAUAGGGGAUCAUGGGGCCCCUGUGUCCUUGCCCAAACUCAAAAAAGCCUAUGAAAAAGGUACAAGGGGCAUCUCAUGGGGCCCCCUACUGACCCCGGGCCCUCGGGCAGUGCCGAGUUUCCAAAUGGUCAGUCCGCCCCUGUCGCGGACUAGUCCAGAGAUCGUUAAUCAA